CAAUCCUUUACCAGGGGAAUCAUAUUUAUUUGGCUAUGCCCGUCUGUUUGUAUGUUUAACUGUGCGGCGUGUGUAUUACCCAGAAUGCACCACUGCAGGGAGUGAGUGACUGAGUAGGGGAUCCCGAUUCCCGUCAGCGACACUGAGCGGAGUUUCUGUUCUAUUAUGUUUAUUCAUUCACUUUUAAUCAAGUGCUGACAGGGAGAAGCACAAGAAGAGGAUCGAGUUUAGGUUUGGUAGCGUGUAUUUCUCGGCCAUGCCUCUCUUCACGACAAAUCCAUUUGAUCAAGAUGUUGAAAAAGCAACAAGUGAGAUGAACACAGCUGAGGACUGGGGCCUCAUUCUGGACAUUUGUGACAAGAUCGGACAGUCUCGCACUGGGCCUAAAGAAUGCCUGCGAUCUAUAAUGAGGAGAGUGAAUCACAAGGAUCCCCAUGUUGCCAUGCAAGCGUUGACGCUACUCGGUGCAUGUGUGUCAAACUGUGGAAAGAUAUUCCAUUUAGAGGUCUGCUCCAGGGAAUUUGCUAGUGAAGUUAGCAAUGUGCUAAAUAAGGGUCACCCAAAAGUAUGUGAGAAGCUAAAGGCUUUGAUGGUGGAAUGGGCCGAGGAUUUCCGCAACGACCCUCAGCUCAGCCUGAUCUCUGCAAUGAUUAAGAACCUCCGAGAGCAGGGCGUCAUCUUCCCUGCCGUGGGCUCUCAGGCAGCAGAGCAAGCUAAAGCCAGUCCCGCAUUGGUAGCUAAAGAUCCUGCAACAUCAACAAACAAGAAGGAAGAAGAAGACCUUGCUAAAGCUAUUGAACUGUCUCUGAAGGACCAGCGGCAUCAGCAGCCUCAGGUGUCUCUGUCUGGCCUCUACCCGAGCACCAGCAGCCUCCUGACCUCCCACAAGACAGACGGCAGAAAGGUCAGGGCUAUCUAUGACUUUGAAGCAGCCGAAGACAACGAGCUCACUUUUAAAUCAGGCGAGAUCAUCACUAUCCUGGAUGACAGUGACCCUAACUGGUGGAAAGGUGAGACAUAUCAGGGUGUUGGGCUUUUUCCGUCAAACUUUGUGACAGCGGACCUGACAGCAGAGCCUGAGAUGAUGAAAACAGAGAAGAAGACUGUGCAGUUUAGUGAAGAAGUCCAAGUAGAGACGAUUGAACCAGAACCAGAGCCUGCCUACAUUGAUGAGGAGAAAAUGGACCAGCUGCUUCAGAUGAUCCAGAGUGCAGACCCGACAGAUGACCAGUCAGACACCUGUGAGCUCCUACAGUUGGAGGCUGCUUGCAACCAGAUGGGUCCUCUCAUUGAUCAGAAGCUGGAAGACACUGACAGGAAACACUCAGAGCUGUCUGAGCUGAACGUGAAGGUCAUGGAAGCUCUGUCUCUCUAUGCUAAGCUAAUGAAUGAAGACCCAGUAUACGCUAUGUAUGCCAAACUACAGAGCCAGCAAUACUACAUGCAGCAGGCCCCAAACUCUUCCCAACAGGUGUACCCUGGACAGUCCACUGGAGGGCAGUAUGCAAUGGGAAGCACAGCAGUACCAGGAUACAACGUUCCAAUGGAGCAGCUUACUGCAAUGAACCAAGCAGGAACACCAAUGGCAGGGCAGCCUACUCCUAGUGAUGUCCAUAUGUACAUGGGCCAACCUCCAGUCUACAGCCCCACUCCUGGCAGCCUUCCUCCAGCUGAAGUCCAGUCUUACCAGACCCCAGCUCCAGCAGUCAUGAACCAGAACCCUGCAUACACCCUACCUACAACCCAGAGCCUUCCCGCUGCUGCAGACAACCAACAGAUCCCUUACCCUGAGAAGGCCCUCUUAUAGGGGCCCCUAGAGACUCGCACACAAACACACACACUCUUACAAAGAACAUUCAGCUCACACAGCAACAUCUCCUUGAUCCUCUCCUCCUCUUUUUAUUUAAGACAUUACAAACAUGACAGGAUGUGCCGAUUGCUGACUACUAACCGCUGGUGUUCUCACUGAGCACUUUUGAUCGCUCUUCUAUGUUUUUGGUCUCUUUUACAAUAUUUUGUUGAAGGUGAUAAGAAGUUACACCAUUUAUUUGGCGCUGUCAUUAUAGUAAUAAUUAACUGGAUGUUUCUUACAGGAAAACACAACGAGAGCAUGCUUGUGUUGUACAUGCAUUUCUGUAAUGGUGUAGGUCCCGGUAGCUCAGUGUUUGUCAAAACAGGUCCUGAAGGGGAGGGUUCAUCAUUUUUAAUUGUGUGUGUGUGUGUGUGAGCAAGAGGGAGAGAGAAAGCGAGAUCAGGUCCAUAUAUGUUAUCACACCUCUCCUGCAGAACCAUGUAGCAAAACACUGCCAUUGUCUUGACAGUGACCCAUUACUCCAGUGUCUAUCAAGAGUUAGUUCACCCCAUAAUGGAAAUGCUCAUUAUUUAUUCCAAACCCAUAAAAAAUCUGUUCAUUUUUGGAACACAAGUAAAGAUAAUUCUAAUGGAAUAUGAGAGAUUUCUGCCCCUUCCAUUGACAGUUUGAUCAUAUAAAACAGCUGAUGCUUCAAACAUUCAUUAACAGAUACAAAUCAAACUGUUUUAUCUUUUAUCUGUUUUAUUUUACGUUUUCUGAAAGAUAAAAUCACUUUAUAAGAUGAAUAUUAAGUGUGUCAGGCAAAUAUAGUUGAGCUUCUGGUUCUAUUUGCUGAUCAGAGUUUAUAAAUAAAAGCCCAAAUGUGAUCUGCUCAUCAUAUGUGAACAUGUCUCUUCAGAAGACUUUGAUUAGACCGCUUUACUGAUAAGGAUUCAUUUUUUGAUCACUUUACAUUAAUAUUUAAAGGUGUCAGAAGUUUUCCUGAAUAUACUUUCAAUGGAGGGACAAAAAUCUCUCAGAUUUGAUUAAAAUAUUUCGAUUAGUGUCCCAAACAUGAACAGAUUAACAUCUCAUGGCUUUAUAGAGAUCUGAGGGUGAGUAAAUGAUGGGAAAAUUGUUUUUUUGGGGGGUGAAGCUCACUACUUUAAGCUCAAUUCUCAGUGUUAAAAUGUUUUUUAGUGCGUUUUAUUUAUAUUUUGAUUGUCAGUUUGCUGUUUUAUUGACAGUACAUUAAUAGAAGGAUGUAAUAUUCUGCCUAUGUGCAGAUUUGUAUAUACAAGAGCUCACUACUUUCUUUAGAGCGUAACGUUCAAAGCGGCUGCUUUUUCCGUAGAAAGGGCACACGGGAAGUUGAGGAGUAAAACUACUCCAUUACAUGCACUUUUAAUUUACUCUUUUUCCUUCUCCCUAAUUUCAGAUGUGUCCAUUUGAAACCUAUGUUUCCUCAGCUCUCGAAGAACCUGAAUGGCAUUGACCCUGCACUCUAACCCUUCCCUUUUUUCCAAACAAUUAUAAAAAUACUCAUGCAACUUGUCAUGCCCUGGGAAUGAAUGAAUGAUCAUGUGUAAAUGAUCCACCGAGUGUGCAACACUCAAACUAACCUCUUAUUUUCAUAAGUCCUGUCAAGGGCUGCGACUGACACUAAAGAGAGCAAACUUUGUUCUUCUGACUCUAAAGUAAGGCGGUUCUCCCACAUCUGUCUCGAUGUAGCUACAGUGUUAUCAGAGUAGUCAUUGACGUUUCAUAGAGAACAUUCUGGGAAAUUGGGACCAUGGGCCAGUUCUAAUGUGACACCUUAGCAUAUGCACAUGGAGAUGAUAAUCCUUACGUCAACCUUAUCCACAGGGAAAAUGGACUGUUUUUGGUGUAUCAGUUAUAUGUACCCAGUUGUUUGUAUGUACUAUUUUAAUCAUCUUAAUUAUUAGUAUUCACAAUAAAACUAGGCCAAAUGUACA
This is a messenger RNA of Danio rerio (zebrafish), 3768 nucleotides long. The record is from RefSeq and is a predicted model, not a curated record. NCBI's taxonomy places the organism in Eukaryota, Metazoa, Chordata, Actinopteri, Cypriniformes, Danionidae.